UUUGGCCAAGCGACAAACAAACCGAAAACGGAAGGUAAACUGUUAGCGGACGGCAUUUGGAUUAUGGUUUACAAACGUUAAUGGGUCGGUCUGGUGCUUCUUUUCUUGCAAAAAUGGCUCCUGAUGACUUUAAACUUGCGGAUGUUUUCUCAUACGGAAGUCUCGUGCACGCAGUGGCGGGAGCAAUGGGCAGUAUGACAGCAAUGACAGUUUUCUUUCCCCUGGACACCGCAAGGCUUCGGCUGCAAGGCACGUGUUGGGGCUCUCAUACUGUGCGCUGAUCUGGCACAUGCUGGGUCUUGCAUGCCGCCUGUGUUGUUUUGCAGUGGAUGAACAGCGGAAAGCAAGGUCCACCCCAGCAGUUCUGGCUGAGAUUGUGAAGGAGGAGGGCCUGUUAGCUCCCUACAGGGGUUGGUUUCCAGUCAUCUGCAGUCUGUGCUGCUCCAACUUUGUCUACUUCUACUGCUUUCACAGUCUGAAGGCCACAUGGCUCCGGGGUCAGCGGUCAACCCCAGGCAAAGACUUAAUUAUCGGCAUUGUUGCAGGUGUAGUGAAUGUUCUCUUAACGACUCCGCUCUGGGUAGUCAAUACCAGACUCAAACUGCAGGGGGCCAAGUUCAGAAAUGCAAACGUACAACCCACACAGUACCAUGGGAUUAUGGAUGCCUUGGUGCAGAUUGUCCAGAGAGAGGGAGUGGGUGCUCUUUGGAAUGGCACAUUUCCUUCUCUGUUGCUGGUACUGAAUCCUGGUGUGCAGUUCAUGAUCUAUGAGGCUUUGAAGAGGCAACUGAGGAGAGGGGUAUUACGAGAGUUGUCCUCUGUGGAGGCGUUCCUGAUCGGAGCUGUUGCCAAGGCAGUAGCUACCACGGUAACCUACCCACUGCAGACAGUUCAGUCCAUCCUACGGUUUGGUCAGCACAGGCAGCCAACAGAGCAAUCCAAACUACUGAACAGCCUGAGGAGUGUUACAUACCUUCUAAUUAACAGAGUCCGGAGGUCGGGUGUACAGGGGCUCUUUAAGGGUCUGGAGGCGAAGCUGCUGCAGACGGUCCUUACUGCUGCGCUGAUGUUUCUGCUCUACGAGAAGAUCACUGCUGCCACCUUCAGGGCCAUGGGGGUCAAACAGCGGGUCCCCUCCCGCUGAUCACCUCAACUGGUGGUAAUUCAGGAUGCCUUGGGGCUGCCCUGGCUUAGUAGCUGCUAGGCUUUGUUUGUUUGGUCCAAGUUAAAUAGUAUGUAUUUUUGUAUUUCUGCAGUUCUGUGUACAUGCGUGUUCAACAUUUGUGCUUUUGCUGUCAGUGAGGCAUGUGUAGCCUGUUUACAAACAUAACUGCAGCUUUCCUCCAUACCACAGGGAACAGCAGUGAACGCUGGUGCUCGGAGCAUGUCAUUGUGGUCAUUUAGACCAUGCCUUACAGUCUGAUCUCACAAGAUGUCACUGUCGUCUCUGGCUUAAGAAGGACACUGCAAUUCAGUGUUUGUUAUUCAGAUCACUUGUAUUGACACUUCUACAAUGAGUUGAAACUGCAGAAGUUACAAAUGUGUUUAAUUUUCUUGGUCAAUCACAGCAACUGAUUGAUUUGAAAAAUAAAUGAUGAUUAAUUUUAA
Electrophorus electricus (electric eel) is the source of this 1608-nucleotide messenger RNA. The record is from RefSeq and is a predicted model, not a curated record. Lineage: Eukaryota; Metazoa; Chordata; Actinopteri; Gymnotiformes; Gymnotidae.